Messenger RNA from Hyla sarda, 308 nucleotides. Its product is annotated as mitochondrial ribosome and complex I assembly factor AltMIEF1. The record is from RefSeq and is a predicted model, not a curated record. NCBI's taxonomy places the organism in Eukaryota, Metazoa, Chordata, Amphibia, Anura, Hylidae. The transcript has 2 exons. Bases 96 to 308 code for a protein of 70 amino acids.
AGUGUAUAACCACCCUCCCGUGACCGGAAGUUCUGACGUAUUACCGGCGACCCUGAGAGACUGGCUGGACCAUCUCUUCUCACUCCACUCCUGCCAUGGCAGGCUGGUCCCGCGAGGGAGUGCUGACUCUGUACCGCGCCCUCCUGCGCCGAGGGCGCAAACUUGAGUUUACUGAUCGUGACUACUACGCCUCGUACGUGCGCAGAGAAUUCAGGAAGAAUCAGAGCCUUACUAAGCUGGAAGACAAAGAAAAACAGCUGGAAAAGGGAGAGUAUUUCCUAAGGACCAACCUCGGAGGGCUGGUGUAA